Molecule: messenger RNA, 5374 nt
Organism: Talpa occidentalis (Iberian mole)
Lineage: Eukaryota; Metazoa; Chordata; Mammalia; Eulipotyphla; Talpidae
Gene: SAMD9L
Product: sterile alpha motif domain containing 9 like
Exons: 3
Coding region: 352-5112 (1586 amino acids)
Cellular component (GO): cytoplasm
Molecular function (GO): protein binding
Source: RefSeq, a predicted model, not a curated record
AACAUCGCAACAUAAUGCGUUAGCUUUUAUAAAGGGAUCGGGCAAUCAUUUGUCUCCUAACCAUCAGAAGAAGAAAAAAAAAAAACAUUAAAUCAACUCUUUCAAGUUUCUGACAUAAAAGAGGAUGUUUUCAGGAAAAUUCUCGCAAAAUUAGAAAAGAGCCAGAUCUGUUCUGUCUACGUGUCUACUUUCUGGCAGUUGUUUGCUGGGAUCUGACUCUUGCAAAUUUUCGAUAAAAGACAACUCAUCUAACAGCUCAAGAUCAAAGAACUUCAUGAAACUUACUUCAAGUUGCUGAUAUAAAAACUGGAAAUUCUUAGAAAAACGCUGGAAGAAAGUUUCAACUUUAAUAUGAGUGAGCAAGUAAAUCUACCCGAAAUGACCAAAGACUGGACCAAAGAACAUGUGAAACAGUGGGUAACCAAAGACCUUCAGAUUGAUGAGAAAUAUGGGCAGAUUCUGCUCAAUGAAGAAGUGACAGGAUUAGUCUUGCAAGAAUCAACUGAGAAAGAUCUUAUGGAAAUGGGCCUACCACGUGGUCCAGCACUUCUGAUAAGACGCAGAUAUAAUAGACUGAAUAUUUCCUCUGAAUGUAACAAUCAGGAUUCAGGAAGAUUAGGUCAUACCAAACUCUCCCAAAAAGAACACACCAAAAAGCCACAACAGAGAGCAAAGAAAGAAGAAAAAUCAGUGGCAUCCAAUAGUGCUUGUGAUCCUGGAAUGAUGAUAAGUACUGAAGAAGACAAAUUGAUUCCCAGGGGAAAAAGUGCAGUAAGUGAAGUAGUGUCUGCUGAAGACAGACCGAAGGAAAAGCUAAAACCUGAGCAGUGUACUUGUAUGCCAUAUCCUUUUGAUCAGUUCCAUGACAGCAUACGUUACAUAGAACAUUAUAUUCUACAACCUGAAACCGGACCGCUCAAUCUCAUAGACCCAAUACAUGAGUUCAAAGCCCUCACAGAAACAAAAACAGCCUCAGAUAAGGAUAUUAAGAUGAAAUUUAGCAAUGAAGUUUUCCGGUUUGCGUCAGCUUGCAUGAAUUCACGCACCAAUGGCACCAUUCAUUUUGGAGUCAAGGACAAACCCCAUGGGGAAAUUGUUGGUAUUGAAGCCCCCAGUAAGGAUGCUUUCAUUGACCACUUCAAUUUAAUGAUCAACAAGUAUUUUGAAGAAAGUGAAAUCAAAGAAGCCAAGAAGUGCAUUCGUCAGCCAAGGUUUGUGGAAGUCCUACUGCAGAACAAUACACCAUCUGACAGAUUUGUCAUUGAAGUAGAUGUUAUUCCAAAACACUCUGUAUGUAAAGAGAAGUAUUUUUACAUUAAGAUGCAAACUCUUAUAAAUGAAACAUGGAAACAAAGCCAAGAUACUUCACUGUAUGUGAGAGAAGGGGCUAGUUCUAAAGACAUAUUGGCAGAUGACAAGAAACGAGAUGGCAAUUUCAAAAAAUUUCAUAAAAAUUUAAAGUUACUCGUAGCAUUAAGAAAAGAAGCUGAAGAAGAAUAUAAGAUGAAAGCAAAUAAGAGUGAAUGUGAAGGAAAAAAGCUGAUUAAACUCCUCAUAGGAAACCGAGAUUCACUAGAUAAUUCUUACUACAAUUCGUACAUUCUUGUAACAAAUAAAUGCCAUCCAAACCAAACAAAAAACUUAGAUUUUCUAACGGAAGUUAAAUGGUUUGCUGUGUUGGAUUUUGAUCCUGAAUCUGUGAGUAGAGGCAUAGCCAAAGCUUAUGGAAAAAGCCGAGUAGCAAACCUUCACUUUCCAAAUCAGUAUGAAGAAAAAACUACCACGAGAGAGAAAAUUUUUAGUAUGAAUCUUUAUGACCAGCCCAGUUGGAUCUUCUGCAAUGGUAGAUCAGACUUGAAAGAUGAGACAUAUAAGCCUCUAGAACCACAUUUAUGGCAGAGAGAAAGAGCAUCUGAAGUCAGGAAUCUGAUUUUAUUUCUCACAGAUGAAAAUAUAAUCACAAGAAGGAAACUUUUGGUAGUGUUUCUAUUACUCUCUUCAGUAGAAAGUCCAGGAGAUCCACUCAUUGAAACUUUCUGUGCUUUCUACCAAAACCUCAAAGGAAUGGAAAAUAUAUUGUGUAUCUGUGUAAGCGCACAGAUUUAUCAACGAUGGAAAGAUCUACUACAGACAAGAUUAACAAUGUCAGAUGAAUUAACAAACCACAGUAUUUCCACUUUAAAUUUAGAAUUAAUAAAUAGCACAAUCCUUAAACUGAAACCAGUGACUCAGUCAUCAAGAAGAUUUUUGCCCUCCCGUGGAUCUUCUUCAGUUAUCCUAGAGAAAAAGGAAGAGGAUAUUUUGACUGCACUGGAAAUCCUCUGUGAAAAUGAAUGUAGGGACACAAACUUAGAGAAGGAUGAACCUAAAUUCCAAGAAUUUAAGAAAUUAAAAGAAGAACACUUUUAUCGAGGUGGCAAAGUAUGCUGGUGGAACUUCUAUUUUUCUUCUGAAAACUAUUCUUCACCUUUUGUUAAAAGGGAUAGAUAUGAAGACCUUAACUCUCUUAUACAGCAUUGGGAAAAGUCUCCUCAACCAACAUUUGCAAAAAUUAUCAAUCUUUAUCAUCAUCCAGGCUGUGGGGGUACUACACUGGCUAUGAACGUUUUAUGGGAUCUCAAGAAAAAAUUCAGGUGUGCUGUGUUAAAAAACAAAGGAAUUGACUUUGAGGAAAUUGGAGAACAAGUAAGCAAGUUGAUUACCUAUAAGGCAAGCAGCCAUCAGGACUACAUUCCUGUACUUCUCCUUGUGGAUGAUUUUGAAGAACAGGAAAAUGUUUACAUUCUACAGAAUGCCAUCCAUUCUACUUUAGCAGAGGAUUUGAGAUAUGAAAAGACACUGGUAAUUAUCUUAAACUGCAUGAGAUCCCAGAAUCCCGAUGAAAGUGCAAAAUUAGCAGACAGCAUAGCACUAACGUACCAACUUUCUCCCAAGGAACAAAGAGCUUUUGGAGCCAAACUAGAGGAAAUUGAAAAUCAAUACCAGAACUUUGAGAACUUUUAUUCUUUCAUGAUCAUGAAACGCAAUUUUGAUGAAACAUAUAUAGAAAAUGUAGUGGGGAAUAUCUUGAAAGGACAGGAUUUUGACAGCAAGCAAGCACAACUUGUUUCUUUCCUGGCUCUACUCAACUCUUAUGUUACUGAUUCCACAAUUUCAGUUUCACAGUGUGAAAAAUUUUUGGGAAUCUCCCAAAUUAAGACACCCUGGAAGCCUGAAAGCCUGGAAGAGAAGAUGGGGACAUAUUCUACUCUGCUAAUAAGCACAGAAGCUGCAGAAUAUGGGAGAUACACAGCUGUGCGCAUCAUUCAUCCUCUCAUUGCUAUUUGCUGCCUAAAAGAACUGGAAAAAAGCUACCAGUUGGAUAAGAGUACAAUUGCACUGAAUAUGUUACGUGAGAAUUUAUUCUAUGAUUGUGGAAUAGGAAAAGACAAAUUUCAACAUGAUGUGCAAACUCUUCUGCUUACAAGACAACGCAGGGAGUGCGGAAAUGAAACAGACACUUUGUUUUCCCCUUUAAUUGAAGCUUUAGAUAAUGAAGAAGUUGAAAAAGUCUUGACUGAGGGAAGUAAACGAUUCCCACAAAAUGAAUUUAUUUGUCAAGCCUUAGCAAGACAUUUCUACAUUAAAGAAAAGAACUUUAACGUUGCUCUGGAUUGGGCAAAAAAGUCCAUAGGGAGAGCACCUAAAAAUUCCUAUAUCACAGAUACACUUGGUCAAGUCUACAAAAGUGAAAUCAAAUGGUGGUUGGAUAAAAACAAAAACUGUACGCAUAUUACCACUACUGAUCUAACACACCUCCUAGAAGUUGCUGAAAAGGCCUCAAAAGCUUUCAAAACAUCCCAAGAGCAAACGGAUAAGAAAGUCUCUGAAACAGAGACCUGGUCAUCACAGAAGUCCCAGAGAAAAUAUGACACAUAUAAUACAGCUGGGUUCUUGGGUGAAAUAGAAGUUGGUCUUUACACUAUUCAGAUUCUUCAGCUUACUCCCUAUUUCAACAAAGAAAACGAAUUAUCUAAUAAAAUGUUGUCAGAAUUUUUAUCAGGAAAGUCAAAUAUUUCUUCAAAUGGAAAAUGUGAAUAUUACUUGACUUUCAGCAAGUUCACAACCUACUUACAAAAUUUACAAUCAGAUUUGAAAAGGUGUUUUGACUUUUUUACUGACUAUAUGGUUUUUUUGAAAACGAGGAAUGCCCAAAAGGAGACAGCAGAAAUAUUAUUAAGCAAGAAAAUCAGCCGUUGUUUCAAGAAAUACCGAGAACUUUUCUGCCAUUUGAAUGUGGGUCCAUUACUAAGCAGAGAGAGUCAGUUACUCGAAGAGGAGAAUUGUAGGAGAAGGCUAGAGGCUUUGAAAGCAGAUAGGUUUUCUGGACUCCUGGAGUAUCUUAAUCCAAAUCACAAAGAUGCUGCAGCCACCAUGGAAAAUAUAGUGAAUGAAUACAGCUUCUUCUUGCAACAAAACCCAAAGAAACAGCUCACAAGAGAGAAGCAAAAUUUCAUUUUGGCCAAUAUUAUUCUCAAUUGUCUAAAACCCAACUCCAAGUCCAUUCAACCAUUAAGCACAUUAAAGAAACAGCUCCGAGAAGUGUUACAAUCUGUAGAACUUAAUAGUCAGUACCCAGACCCUUAUUUCUUGGCCUGCCUUCUGUUCUGGCCAGAGAAUCAAGAGCUAGAUCAAGAUUCCAAGCUAAUAGAAAAGUAUGUUUCCUCCUUAAAGAGAUCCUUCAAGAGACAGUACAAGCACAUGUGCAGGUCCAAGCAAGCAAGCACACUUUUCUAUCUGGGGAAAAAAAGGGGUCUCGACAGUCUUGUUCACAAGGCUGAGAUUGAGCAGUACUUCAGUGAGGUAUCAAAUACUAAUUCCUUCUGGCAGAGUGGAGAGGUGUGGAAAGACAAAAAUGUCAAAGACCUUCUGCGUCGUCUGAAUGGUCAGGCUGAAGGCAAGCUGAUCUCUGUAGAAUAUGGAAUAAGGGAAAAAAUUAAAAUACCUGUGAUAUCUGUUUAUUCAGGUCCACUCAGAAGUGGUAGGAACAUACAAAGAGUGUCUUUCUACCUAGGGUUUUCCAUUGAGGGACCUCUAGCAUAUGAUAUCAAAGUAAUUGAAGAAGAUACAUAGCUCAAAUAUGUUUAUUCCUAUCUAUGAUUUUAUUCCCUCUAUUCCCAUGGCAUUUUAAUGACAUUAUUAAGUUUAGCUCCAAUCACAAAUUUUGUUUUUGCUCCCCCAAAAUGAAUUAUGAGACACUUUAGGGGUAUUAUAAUGCUAUGAAAUGUGCCUAUGCUUUCAUGCUAUGAAAUCUGCCUAUGUACAGAGCUUAGGACAUGGGAGAGUCAACUGUUCAAUGUUCUCAAUAUGCAUUUUUCAGAUUAACAUAUUUAAU